Molecule: messenger RNA, 901 nt
Organism: Eriocheir sinensis (Chinese mitten crab)
Lineage: Eukaryota; Metazoa; Arthropoda; Malacostraca; Decapoda; Varunidae
Exons: 5
Coding region: 167-730 (187 amino acids)
Biological process (GO): cytoskeleton-dependent cytokinesis
Cellular component (GO): dynactin complex
Source: RefSeq, a predicted model, not a curated record
CAUCGUCAUCAACACACCCAACAUCGUCAUCAACACACCCAACAUCAUCAUCAACACACCCAUCAUCGUCAUCAACACACCCAUCAUCGUCAUCACCUCCCGUGCCGUUGCCAAGGAGGAGUGUCCGCCGCCGCAGCACAGCCAUCAUCGUCAUCAUCAGAGCAAGAUGGCCGAGGAGCGGGGCUUGACAGAUCUGGAAAACCGAGUAAAACUGCUCGAGGAGAAGAUAUUCGGCCCCCUGCCCAAGGAGGACGAGUACCCCGAGGUUGUGUCAACACUGGCCUCUCUUGGGGGGCGCCUGGGGAGUGCUCUGGGCACCAGGGACCGCAUGAUGAUGGUGAUGAAGAGACUGGAUGAACUGGAGCGCUACCUCGAUCCUGGGUAUGGCGAGGGGCUGGAGGUGUGUGACAGUGUGAAGCUGGACUUGGUGCUUGGCCGUGAGGAACAGCUGCAUUCCUACCACAGCCACCUGACUACCCUCAACUCACUCAAGCAUGUCCUCGACUCACAGCACAUCAAAGAUUGUGCAAACCUAGAGGAAGAGUUAAUGGCUGUAGCCGGUCAUCAGAGGGAAACAGAAGAACAAACUACACAGCAGAGUACACAAAUCAAGAACAUGCUGAAUCAGUACAAUGAUAUUAUAAACACCCUGACGGAGACCUUCAUUAAGAUGGAUGAAAUUGUAACCAAGGCAGAGAUUGCAGCAAUACCAAAGAAGGCAGAAGACUAGAGGCUCCCUUGUUAUGCCUUGGAAAGGUUCUCAAAACAUUAAACCAUAAGGCCUUUACAGAUCUAAAUACCAAUUGUGCACCUUAGUUAUCGACAUUUAAUGUUAAUGUAACUUCACCAAAGGUCUGUUAUGUUAUAUUUAAUAAGUCAUUAAAUAAAUGGCACAACAUGU